UUUCCACGUGACAUUGAGCGGAGAAAGCACCUUCUUAUUCCACAACAGACGGUAGGAAAACUGUCGAUCUGUGAGAACGGGAUUUCUGCCGGUGGCCUGGCUUCUCCGUCAAGCACGUGGAUUUAUCGCUUGACGGGUCCCUUUAUCACUAUUCGAUUAUUUUAAAACACUUCAACUCUAUUUUCUUCAUGUAUAUAAUCCGGUGAAAUGCAUCGUUCGAUGAAAAUUAAUUCAUCGCAAAUCGAUUUUUAAAUUUUAAAACAUUUAUUUUUAAAAAACAGAGAUAGAGCGAAACAAGAAAAAGUGGUGACUGUCGCCACACUUCAUGAAUCGCCAAGCCAUGGAAGUAAUCGUCGCUAUCCUAUUAUCAGUUCUAGUUUGCGAAGUAUCAGGUACCAGGCUGACCAACAGUUACAUAACGGAAUGGGGUAUCAGCAGCAGACUUACCCAACCUUCUUGUGUUGACAUCCCAGAAAACUUGACCCUGUGCCAUGGUAUCGGAUACACGCAAAUGCGACUGCCCAAUUUGUUGGACCAUGACACCAUGGCCGAAGUGUCGCAGCAGUCCUCUUCGUGGGUGCCGCUCUUCAAUCUCAAGUGCCACUCGGACACUCAACUCUUUCUAUGUUCAUUGUUCUCACCUGUGUGUUUGGACAGACCAAUCUAUCCAUGCCGGUCACUGUGUGAAGCCGUUAGGCAAGGAUGUGAAAGUCGUAUGCAGGCCUAUGGCUUUCCAUGGCCGGACAUGGUUAAAUGUGACAAAUUCCCUGUGGACAAUGAUAUGUGCAUAUCUGUUCAAGCCAAUGCCAAUACAGAGCCACAAAGUUGCAGCGCUUGCAAUCAACCUGACACUUAUGAAAAUAUCAUUGAUAACUACUGCAGAGCUGAUUUCGUUAUCAAGACCAAGAUCCGUAAAUUGCAGAAGAGCAAACUAGCAUGUAAACGUGCUCGUAUACUGAAAAUCCGAGAAGGAGUGAGCCGAAAAGAAGUACGAAGACCAACUCUUCAGCAUGCCAACAUGACAUCCUGUUGUGGUGAACUGGCCAAGCAUGCCGGUAAAAAGGCCAGAUUACUGAUCAUGGGCAACAGAGACGGUGAAGGUCUCACGCCAACAUUCAUCAUGGAAUGGCAGAAUACAGUUGCUUUUAAAGGAGCACUCAAGGCAAUGAAGAAAAUAGAUUGCUCCAAUCCGCAAAUUAUAUCAGAAACUGUUGAUGGAGCAAGUCCAGAAGAAAUCGAACGACGCAGAAGAGCUGGACGUUCUAAAAAGAACAAGAAGAAGCAUCCCAAGAAACGAGGACAUCAUAAAAGUGGAACUUUAGCUGUCGUCAGCGGUGGCUCACCAACAUUUCAUACAUAAUAAUAACACACAUUGAAGCUUCUCAAUUGUACUCGAUACAAUACAUUCUGUUAUUGUACAAUAGAGAUACUGCUAUUAAACAUGACAUAUUAGUAUAACUUGAAAACUUCAUUCACUUCAAAAAUAUACAAAUUGGAAAUAACAGUCGGCAUGUUAUAAGCGCUCAAAAACAGACGCCCAUUUUCAAGAGUUGCCAGACGUGAAUGCGAAAAAGUAAAAAUGAUUUGAAAUAUGAAUAUAUUUAUUGUUUAUAUUUCAAAUCACUUUUGUUUUUGCCUGUUGUUUUGCAAUGGCGGGCCUGUUUUUAA
Messenger RNA from Parasteatoda tepidariorum (common house spider), 1668 nucleotides. RefSeq names its product secreted frizzled-related protein 5. NCBI's taxonomy places the organism in Eukaryota, Metazoa, Arthropoda, Arachnida, Araneae, Theridiidae. The record is from RefSeq and is a predicted model, not a curated record. Gene Ontology annotation, molecular function: Wnt-protein binding. Gene Ontology annotation, biological process: canonical Wnt signaling pathway; non-canonical Wnt signaling pathway.